GUAGGAUAGCUGAAUGAUACUUCAUGGUCUGGAAUUGGGCCAGACAUUGUCUCCUGCAGAAAGUUUUAAAGCUUUUUCCUUCACUUAAAAGAUUAUUCCUUAUGUUGGUCACAUACCUGGCGGUUAAGCUAAAAACGCAUCUGACCUUCUGGUAUUGUUGCUGAUGACGGGGAUCUUGCUAUUUAAAAUUAGUGUCAGCACAUGCACAUUUUUGUUUACCCAAAGCCUGAUUUGUUCACUGAUAAUA
This is a messenger RNA of Camelina sativa (false flax), 247 nucleotides long. RefSeq lists its product as uncharacterized. Lineage: Eukaryota; Viridiplantae; Streptophyta; Magnoliopsida; Brassicales; Brassicaceae. The record is from RefSeq and is a predicted model, not a curated record.